Monodelphis domestica (gray short-tailed opossum) is the source of this 1415-nucleotide messenger RNA. NCBI's taxonomy places the organism in Eukaryota, Metazoa, Chordata, Mammalia, Didelphimorphia, Didelphidae. The record is from RefSeq and is a predicted model, not a curated record.
GGGGGACAGAGUUCCGUGGCAGUUGAGGGAGGUAUCUCAGGAGCUUUGGAUGGUGAUCACCAACAAGGUGGUGCUGAGCCAGGCUGGCCAAGAUGCCUCUGGACUUCAUUCAUUGCAUCCCAGGUGUCCUUUGUGUUUUGAGUCUGAGCCAUCUAGCCAUCAUGAUCUUCUUCCCCUACUGGGCUCUCUUCUAUCACCACCAAUACCAUACCUUGGUGGUCGCCAGCCCAUGGAUCAUUUGUGUGAGGAAACAGUGUAAAUUCAUCAAGAACCUCGCCUCCUGAAGUUCCUCCCCUCCCUCCCAGCCCUGUCGGAAGUCACUCGGGCCUCGCUGAUCCUGUCUCUAGUGCUGUCUUUGCCGCUGGGGUUGAGCUUGCCGGCGCAGUGCGUCAAUCUCCUGAGCCGGCCGCUGCACGAGAUCAUGCCCAUCUUCACCAGCCUCAUCUACCUGAGCGUGGGUACCGCGGAACUGCUGUCUGUCAUCUUCUUCCGUCUCAUGUUGAACCAGCUCAAGUUCCUAUUAAAAGAGUUCGAUCUGUGGGUUAACUGGCCAGUCUACUUGAUCCUGGCCUCUUCUCUGCUCUACAUCGGGGUCGGAGCCUUCUUCUUCCAGCAUCAUGUGAAUUCCCCCAACUCUCAGAGAGGAAAGCAGUCGAUCUGCGAUAUAGAGGUCUCACCAGCUUCAAAUGCCAUCUCCAGAAAUCCGCCUUUAUAUAAAGGCAUCCAGAAGCGAACAUCUCCGGCUCCCAAAACUUCUGAGGUCCUUUGGGCUAACCGAAAGUCUCAAAGCUCCCCCUCCAGGCAAAAACUGAGGACUUCGAUGAAUCUGAAAUCCUUUUUCCCGAAGUCGUCUCUUUCUUGUAUCCCUGAGCAGAGUGAGAGCACCCUAAGUGCUAAAUCCUCCCUAAGUUACCUGGGCUUUAAGAUUGCUACAAACGUUAGACAACCUGCCGAAUGCAGUCCUUGUAGUUCUUCAUCAGGACCUGGAAGCCUCUAAAAUCUGGCUCUCAGGAUCUCAGAAACGCUUCCCCCUAUUUGCUACCACCUCCCCUCCUCAUGGCCAUAACCACCUCCUGGAUGGUGAAAAAAAAAAAUUAUUUUUUUGAAAAGUGCUUUCCCUGGUCCUGAUGUUGGUAGAGGCAUAGAAACGCCCUCUUUCCCCACAUCCUAUCUCCCCUUCCCGGACAUGGAUUAUCUGUCCUCUCUGUGAAGUCUGUCCACCCCCAAGUCCUUGGAGAAAAUGGGGGUAUAACCAAAAGCCUAGAUAUUUUGGGUAUGGUGAAGUCAAGUGGACCAGAAGCACGAAGCCAGUGAAUAAGGAAGACAGACUGACUGAUAAAGAAUGAAGAGAGGAAUGUCAUUUUCCUAAAUGAAAUUACUGUCAUUAAAGAAAGCAUCUGGGGUUUCUCCCCUAA